Molecule: messenger RNA, 1596 nt
Organism: Musa acuminata AAA Group (dessert banana)
Lineage: Eukaryota; Viridiplantae; Streptophyta; Magnoliopsida; Zingiberales; Musaceae
Exons: 1
Coding region: 259-1089 (276 amino acids)
Source: RefSeq, a predicted model, not a curated record
GACUCUCUCGGCCGCUAAAUUCCAGCCACGUGUCCGGUCAAACGCCGUUCGGACCAGGAAACCGUGUGCCGCGCAACCCCCCGAUUCGAGUCCACGCAAAGCCGGAGAACAAAAACAGGGCGCUCUUCUGCGAAAUCCGCCAGUAUUUGCUCUCCAAAUCACUCGCCCUCUUUCGUUCUUAUAUGUCUACCGACGCUCGUCACUCUACUCGACAAAUACACAAGCAGAACAUAGGCAAGGUGAGAUUGAGAUACCGGGAUGUGCCGAUCCGCCAUGGAGAGCAACUCUGAACUCGCCGGGUACCCCAGGGACCGCGACCGCCUCCAGAUCCGGGGCUUCUACCUACGCGUCUCCCUCGCCGGCGGACGGAGACUGUUCCCGGGCGCCAUCACCCUCGUCUACCUCCCCCGGAUCGACGGCAGCUUGCUCGAGGUAAAUGGGUCCAGGAUUCGCGCCGCGGCCCGGGCGAUCGUGCCGCUCCACCGGAUCUGCUCGCCGGAGCUGUUCAGGAGCGGCGACACGGAGGCGGCGGUGUUCGCCAGCACGGACCGGGUGAGGGCGGGCGAGGGGGUGCGGUUCGAGGCGUACGUCGGGGAGGAGAAGGUGGUGAGAGGGGUGUUCAGGCGGCGGGGGGGCGUGUGGGGGAUGGAGUGCCGGUGCGCGGCGGAAGGCGAUGCGGCGGCCGUGGCCGCGGCGGAGGUGUGGGUGGUGGGGGAGAAGGGGGUGUCGAUGGGACAGAGGGUGGAGGUGGCGGCGGCCUUGGAGGAGGAAAGGAGAAAGCGGCGGCGGAGGAGGGGGUUUUGCUCGAGGUUGGAGGAGAUACCGGAGGAGUCGGACGGAUGCGAUGGCUUGUGCUGCGAGGGUGGCGAGGAAGAGGAAGAGGAAGAGGAAGGGGGCUGGGAGUUGGAGGGAUCCGACGAUGAUGUUCGAAAGCAGGCGGGCGGGAAGGGUAUGGAGGGCGAAGAUGUUGCGUUGGAGAUGGAAGGGGUGAGAUGGGGCGUCGAUUUAGGGAUCUGGGUGAUGUGCUUGGGGGUGGGCAUGUUGGUCUCCGCAGCUUCCAAUAGGAAACUGAGAAAGAAUCUUCUUUGAUCUCUUACUUUGCCUUUUCCUUUCUUUUUUGCCUCCAUCACCAUUCGCAAAGCGGAGUUUUGUAUCGCUUCUCUAGUUUUUGCACAAGAAUUACAAUUCCAAUCAGGUGAAGAUUGGAGCAUCAAAUUAGAUGAUCGAUGCAUCGAAAGGAAAGCUUAUCUGUUCCUGUCGGAGAUGGUAGAAUGCAAUUGUCUCAUGGGUCGAUUGGUCCAAAAGCUCUGAGAUGCACAAGAGAUUGGGCCCUGAGAUCACUUUAUACAAGCAAUUGUCCACUCUUGAUUCGGCUAAUUUGGACCAUUUAAUUUUGCAUAUAUAUAUAUAUAUAUAUAUAUAUAUAUAUAUAUAUAUAUAUAUAUAUAUAUAUAUAUAUAUAUAUAUACACACAUGUACACUUUUAAAUAUAUUUUUAAUAUUUUUAUAAAAUUAAAAAUAAGUGCUUUAUUGAAGCUGACGCUAUUCAUUCGAUGUAUCUCUCCCUAAUAAUUGUAUUUCUAUUUUUUUUUUGCU